Siniperca chuatsi (mandarin fish) is the source of this 6212-nucleotide messenger RNA. Its product is annotated as nectin-1-like. Bases 4293 to 5135 code for a protein of 280 amino acids. The transcript has 7 exons. NCBI's taxonomy places the organism in Eukaryota, Metazoa, Chordata, Actinopteri, Centrarchiformes, Sinipercidae. Gene Ontology annotation, molecular function: cell-cell adhesion mediator activity. The record is from RefSeq and is a predicted model, not a curated record.
AAGGACGUCUCAUUUUACUAAAAACAUAUUUCCUCGUUUCUUCUCUGCUCGCAUGGUUUCCUUGGGUCUCUCCGAGCAUCCCGGUGUGAGGGACUAACACACAAAUGAGGGAAAGGGAUGCAGUUAAGAGACUCGGGAUGUUUCCUAUUUCUGUCUCCUAUUCGCACGCGCGGAACAGAGAUUCAGGUGCACCAGUUGUUGCCUGAGCUGCAGCAUGCUAGUCUGCUCAGCCCGGUUAGCCAAGCUCCUUUAGUGUCGCUUUCCCGGCUCAUUACUGCGAAAAUGGGCGAUUAGUGUCAGACUGUAUGCCGACAUUGCUCAGCUAAAUUCGGGUAUGUCUGUGACAACACUUCAAACAUGUCAUUUACGAAGACGAGUCCUUCUCCCCACCGCGUCCAGGCAGCCUCUCACUGUAUUAGUACAAACGCCCCUUGGCUCGGGUUGUGGGUUGCCAGGUUGCGGUGACAGAUGGGUUGAAAUUGUAUGGAUUGUGUUUCAUAGACGAUCUGGCAACUUGGGUAACGUCAGACAAACGUCCAUAAUUUGGAUCCGUAUAUGACGAUUAUUCAUAAUAAAGUUUGAGGGCCAUGUAAGUAAGCCGGGAGAUGGCCCUGGCAGGUUUAGAUAUGGGCUGUUUUUCGGUUUUUGUCCUGGCUUCACUGAGUCCUGCAAAAUGUCCUUCUUUCUGGUGUUAUGGAAAUGGCCACCCUACGGCAGACUUGUGAAGACUCUCACACAACUUCAUAUUGACACAACCAGACUCUCAAAUUUGGAGAAUUCAACUUUAAAACCAAGAAAACUGAAGUGACUGACUGGCAGGCUGUGACUAUCUACAGCUGGUGCACAGAGAUAAGUCUGAAAAUCAGAGUAGUGGCCCCUGUGACCUAAAUAUUAAAUAGUUUCUGUUCUAAUAGAUCAUACAACUGGGGCAUUGUUGUUGUUGUUGUUGUUGGCACAUGUAAUGUUACUAAACCACAAGCCGCUAGCUAUGCUUUUAGCGUCACAUUCUGGUUUAACAUUACAGGUAUCAGCUGCCAGGUAGCACAGGUACUUCCCAGAUGAUUAGUUUGGAAUAAAUGUUUUUAAAUUUCCAAAAUACGAUUGAUGCGGAGUGCCCAAUACUGAGGAAACAUAAGGACCUUGCAAAAUAUCUAACUAUUUAAAAAAUAUAUAUAUAUUUCCUGCAUCUUAUCAUGUAUUACAUAAUGUAGUCCAUCUGGAACACACCUAUAACCUGGAACCUUUCUACCUUGGAGUUGAAAUUUCAAUGACUCAUACAUUUAUGAGUAAAUGUGAUAUUGAAAACGAGCAGUUCAUUCCUGCUUUUUCUACAUUUCUGUAUAAAGAAUUCAUUUAAGUAUUUUUGUUUUUCAAAAGUAGCGUAUUAUUUUAAAAAUUGAUUACAGCCACAUACACUGAAGUAACCCUUCUCCACAAAGCAGUUAGGUUCUUUCCUGGAUACUUAAGAGGAAUUAUAAAGUAACUUCCCCUUCAUACUGUUUUCUAAACAAGAUAUAAAAAGACUUAAUCAUAUGGUAUUAGUGCUUGUAUAUUGCAUAACAAACCUACAGAGGCAUGAUGGGUAUAUGCAUAUGCCUACCGUGAGACCUCAAAAUAGGGAGGAUUUCGAAACCAAAGUGGAGGGUCUGUGGGUCCUCCGCCAGAAAAAAAGACUUUGUUUCCUGCAUUCUGGUGACUUUUAAAGAUAGAAUAGAUAGAAUAUAAAUUUAAAAAGUACAUUGCAACAUCAUUUUUAUGUUAAAUACUUUCAAUUUUGCUUUUAAUUCUUAGGAAACAAUACAGAAUAUCUCGCCCCUCAAUUGUGAACUUGUAAGUAUGUGAUCCCACUCAUUCUUUUCUGCUGUGCUGUGCUGGAAUGCAUCGACUUACAAAUGCAGGAAAGAAACUUCAAAACCAAAAAUGCACAGUCACUGCACACAAUGGCAGCUACAAUCCUUGUAACUGAAUCACUUCAUGCUCCCCUCACUUUAUCCUUGUUGCAUUUCCUGGAUAUAAAUCACUGUUUCCUAAUACGAGUUUCAUGACUACAAACAUUGCUUGUUUGAGGAUAUGACUAAGUGUAGGAGUGGACUUUGGCACGUUCUUGGUAAAUUACGAGGAUUACUUUACAUGACAUCAUGCAACUGAAGGGAAUAAAACUGCCUUUUUAUUAUUGAAGUGAAAAGUUCUUGGUUUAGCAAGAACUGAAUUCACCAACAUGAUUGUCAUACUGCCAAGGGUGAAAAGUAGCUAACUAGUAGCUAACCCAAGGCCAUGAUAAAGCCUUGUUGGACAGAAACAUCAGGGUUAAUAUCAAUCCGCAAUUGUUUCCUGUUUGGAAUUCAUCCCAAACUAAAAUACGCUGCUGAAACCUUAUUUUUUACAUACAGAAAAUUUGCAAUUAUCGGCUGGAAACUACUCUCAAACCAAUGUGGUAUAACUGAGGACAGGCUGAUUUGCCAGGGAAAUGGUAUAGACUCAUCAACACUUCAAAGAUCUGACUAGGAUAUGAAUUUGCAAAUGAGGAUGUAAGGUAUCAUAGAGUAUAGUAUUUGCUCUGUGCUGUACUAAGUAACAUUUUAGCACAAGUGACUCAUUGGUGCUGAGAAGCCUCUGGGAUUUGUUUCUACUACAUUUUUUUCAUCUUGUUACACUGAACCUGCUGUAAGUUUGUGAUCAUGUUUACCAUCGUGAGAAUUUGUUUAUGAUCUAACUCUGCGGGGGAAAUGAUGUUAAACCUCGAAACACCAGAAGCUGUCAGUGCACAGUAUGGGGACUUCUGCUUCUGGGAUUUUUUUCUGACCACCUGAUAUUACUGGAUUUGUUUCACAGAAGUACAGUAAGUACUCAACUUACUGGUCUUUACAGAUACAGGUAAUAUUAACAUUUAGAGGAAGGCAGUGUGAGUCAAUGGUUUUUAAAUGAGGUUGAAAUAAGUCUAGGCUGCCUUUUGCUUCUCAGAAUUUCUGCCCAUUGUUACAGCACAAUAACCAUUUACAGUACACUGUUAUCUCCUGUAGUCUCACUAAUUGAUUUCAGUAAUAAAAUAGUCCUGCUAUCUUAUGAAUAUUCAAUAAGAAUAUAUUUGACCUUGAUAGUCCAGCAUCAUAAAUAUAGUCAGUUUUCAUAUUUUCUCUGUUUAUUCCUUCUAAUUAGAAGCUGAUACAUUUGCUUUAAAGGUGCAGUGUGUAAGAAUUGAGAGUACUCUCCGCCAGUCAAAUUCAUACUCCACAAAAAUAGGGAGCAGAAUAUCACAUAUCAGGUCAUAACUGCUGCUAACUGCAGUCAGCUAGAUAGCUCAGUUAGCUGUGCAGCCAACUUAGAGGUCCUAGCACAGGAGCUUUGGACCACUGGGAGGAAAAGCUUUUCAGGCCCGGGGUAGGGGGGACACAGCGGAGAAUGCUGGCGGGCCCUGGAAUGGGCUCAGCAGCCUCCCAGUGAACCCGGCCAGACGGAGACCGACGGAGGCCAGUUUGACGACAGGGAAUACAGUACCGAGGUGAUUUACUAAGGCUCCGACCAGGACACUGACUCCGGGGACGACGAAGAGGCGGGGACAGGAGAGGCGUCAAGCAGGAGAGGAGCAAGAGGGAGGUCGGGCAUCAGAGAGGCAGCGGCAGCGUGUAGAGCCAGAAUAUUUUCACAUCUAACUCUGUCUAUUAAGGAUAUAUUUUGACCAAACCAGAGUUGCUGAUUGUCGGAACAGUGGAAAGACUUAACCAAGAUAGUUUUGGUGAGUUUUAUUUUGUUCCUGUCAAGUUUGAAUGAAAUGUGUUUUACGAUGAGUUAACAAGUUCGGUGAAAGAGAGAAAUUUGAAUGCAGAAGGUGUACAGUUGUAUUUUUCUGUUUAAUAAGGAAAAUAGCCGUAAGAAUAUUUCCUUUCUUGACAUUUUGUGAGUUUAUUUUGUUUAUUUAUUAGACUAAGAGAACGGAAUAUUGCCAGGACGGGCCGGGGCUAGCUGGUUAGCAUGUUAACUUUAACACAAUACAUAGACGUCUUUGACAUAACGUCAAAACUGUUAUUUCUUCACAUUCUGUUGAUAAUUUGUUAAUUUUUGAAUGUUUUAUAUCUCUUAAAUUCUUACACAUUGCACCUUUUUAAAGCAUUAAUUCCCACAUUCCCAGAUUUUAUAUUAGUUGUGGUCAGCUACUUACGUAAAAGCACCACAGAGAAUUUCCCCCACCUCCCAUUAUAAUCUGUCUCUCUGUAAGUUUCACUUUAAGUCUGCUCUAUUUAAAAGACUGCUCAGAGGCAAAACUGAAAGCAUUCUCUGUACAGCAGUGGAAGACGAUGUUGCUUAUCCUGAUAUUUACCGGUUUGCUGAUUAAAGCUUCCACGUCCCAGAUCACUGGUUAUGGAAAUACAACAGCUGCCUACGGUGGGAAUGUGCACUACAGCUGCGCAGUAGCCAACCCUACAGGUGUGCUCCAGGUCACGUGGCAGAGGCUUUUCAAGGAUGAGUCUAUUGAGAAUUUGGCAACCUACAGCAAGCGCUUUGGACAGCAAGUAAAUGAACCUUACCGGGAGAAAGUGAUCUUCACAGAAGCGUCUCUCAACUCAACAUCCAUCACCCUGAUGAAUGUAACAUGGGAAGAUGAAAGCUGUUAUAUUUGCUCAUUCAAUGUGUACCCUGGUGGGUCCAAAAGGAAGCAGACUUGCCUCACAGUGCAAGGAAUAUCCGAGGUGAAAACACAUGUGCAACCUCCCACUGGUGGACAUGAGGAAGAAGACGCGAAGCUUGUGUUUAGCUGCUCUGCCACAGGUAAACCAGCUCCAACCAUUGAGUGGACUUUCUCACCUGGCGCCACCUGCUUAGAACAACCACAGACUUUUACAGUAACAAACAGUGACCACACAUAUACCAGCAGCCGCAACAUCACUCUGCAAGUACCUCCAGACUGGAAUGGACAUGUGGAUUGUCUGCUGAACAAUAGAGUGACGGGAGAAAGACGGGAGAGGAUCCCUUUUUCUUUACGUGAUGGGCAUAAGAAGAAGGAAGAGAAGGGGAAGGGGCUGUCUUCAUCGGGGAUUGCUCUUGUAAUUGCUACUGUAGUUUUUAUUUUCGGCAUCCUUGUUGCUGCUGCAAUCAAGCGAAAAAGGUUAAAGGGCAUCGGAAGAACUAAUAAUGUUUAAUGAGCAUCGGUAAUGUUUGGCCUUAUUGUGACUAUGGCUAUUCAAGCUUGCAAGCAUUAAAAAAAAUCUGCAUGUUUUGCAUUUAAACUUUAAAGAUAUAACAGUGAAUUAAGCUAAAAGCUAUCCAAGAUCCACUUUCCAUAGGUAGUUUUCACAAAACAAAAUGUAGUAUUGUGUUAUGAAAACUACCUGUCCAGUGUUUCUUUUACUCAGCAAAACGCGUGUUCAGGCUUUGUAGAGUGUAAAACUGCAGGAACUAUGACCAAUGUCUUUCAUAGCAGUAUUACCAGAGUUGCUUCUUAACGUUGAGGUAAAACAAGUGAAGACAAGGAAGUGUCCUGUGGGAGGCAGUAAAGUCACAGACUGAGGCUACAGUGCCAUCUAGUGGGCUUUGUGGGGGAUAACAGAAACGUGGUUUAAAUUUGGAGGGAGUUUGAAUCAGAGUCAUGAACACAGUGGCACACAAGAUCACAAGUAGGCAGCAAAUAGGAGCUGAUUACUUGAUUAAUUAAUCUAUAAAGUUGACUUGUGAAUCAAUCAGGUAAUUAUUUUACCCUAAAAUGAGGAUAACUAUAUAUGUAUAACAUUUAAAUUAAAUAUUACAUAUUGCAUAAUAGAAAUAGUUUAUUUUCUGCAUAUUAUUUUGAGGUGGUAAUUUUGCACUUUUCUUGCACUUUUGCACUUUAAUGUUCAAUGUUUGUGUGUACUAAUGUUAUUUAUUGCUCAGUGGAGAUCCACAAUGACACACUGUAGUUGUGGUGAAGUGCCGUAUUGUUUUAAUCCCUGUCAAACACUGGAUUGUUAAACUGUGCAUUAUGGCCCUGGACCAAAAUCUCUAAUGCUCUGAUCUUUUAGUUGAUGUGUUUUUAAUAAUUUAUUCUCCGACGUUUUUCACGUAUGUAUUUAUUUUUGUUCAGCUGAUUAAAAUAUGAUGCUUUACUGUUACAAGUGAUUUCACUCGUGUACAGUGUUUUUGUUUCCCUUGAUUAUAUGUAUAUGAAGUAAAGCUCCUCGCAGCAGAACAAAAACUGUCAAAACUGGCUGCUGGACAAAAAAUAAAAGAUAUAGGCAAUGAGA